ACAGAGCAGUCCUUGCCAAAAUGCAGAUUCAAUCUGAUAUUUGCUUGUGGGCCCGUUGCGGCCAAUUUGUUGCGACGCUUUCCGAUGCGUUCUCCCUGCUUCAUCUGUUCGCAUACUUUUGAGGCAAAGAACCCGGCUUCAGCCUGCGCUUCAAAUGAAAUCGCUGGACCAAACACGCCGAUGGGCCAAGUUUUGAUGCUCGAAACCAUGAAGUGUAUACGAGCUUGCCCGCUUCAUGUACUUUUCUAUCUUUCUGUGUCUUGUGAUCGUUCUCUACAGCUGCCAUUUCUCGCAGUGUGAUAUUCUCUAGAGCUUGACGGGAGCCUCGCUUGCUUGUCGGCUUCAAACACAAUAUACGACAAAUUCUCGAACGCUCGUUCCACUCGGAUUUCAUCACCGGAAUGAAACGCAGUACUCAAACGUUCGUUUAAAAUACUACGAAGCUCCCUGAGAAAAGCUGUCGGCUAAAAAGCACCGGACCUUUUUCAAUAUCUACAUGUGCUUCGACGCUACAUUCGACGCUACAUUCGACGCUCAGAGCACCUCACCGUGACCUCAUUCAUGUCCUUUUUUCAUACUAAUCACUGGAAACGAUUAUCGGCAAAUCGCACUUGGCAUCGCUGCAUCGUCUGAUCUCAGGUAGCGCUGCGUCAGGCGUCAUUAAAACUAUCUCGAAACUCAUUUUGAUGGUAGUGUUAUAGCCGACGCCGAAAGUUGAUCUCAAAUAGUCUUAAAACACACAAGAAAUGUAGUUGUAAGAUUAUUAUUUUUUUUUUUUUUUGAAAGAGGAACUGUGCUACUGCGCCAAUCAAAGCUCAUCAUGCUUGCGCCUAACUGGGGAGACUACUUGAACCGACGUGGUCGUCUCCUUCCUGAGUUCGCCUGCUGCAGCAAGAAACCACUGCCGUAAGAUGCUCCUGCGCUGCUGUGCUUCAACAGUGCUUUCAGUGUGCUAAAUGCGCCACGGAUGUCAAGAUUCAAACAUUUCUUUCUUCCCAACCUCACCUGAAGGUUCCAGCUCCUCAGCGUCUUCCGGACACUCGUCAAGGCCUUCUGGGAGCCCAUCAAGCUCCUCCAAAAGUUCUUCGAGCACCUCUUCUGAAUGGUUUUCAUCACUCCUCAAGAGACCAGGAACCAGCAAGCAACCGUCGAAUACGAAACCCUCUGGACUUGUGUACAACACCAGAAGACCGGCUCCGUAUCCUACCAUGCCGCCUCCAAGAGCAGUACCACAAAACGCACCUUAUGCAGGGCAUGGAAGCAGACCCGCACCUCCGAGCGCUUCCUUUUAUCCGGGACGUGGUAUCUCGCAUCCUCAAGCUCCCGGUUAUCGACCACAGAUACCUAGUGCACCACCAAUGGCAGCGGGGAAGAUAGCUCCAGGACAGUUUGGCUCCGCGCAAAUACCUGGGAGAGUUCCACAUCCUCCGGGCUUCAGACAGGCACUUCCUAGUGCACCUCCAGCGGAACCUAGCAAUCCAGCCGGAACGCCUUCGGCGCCAGGACACAUAUCUGCGAGCUAUCCAGGUUACCCUAGUAGUCAGCAUGCAGGACUCGUUCAGCCUGGGCGCCCUCCAAGCCAGUUUCCUGCUCAAGGCCAACGUGGCUACCCACCGACCCAGUAUCCAGCUGCAGGACAUGGUCAGUUAGGGUAUCCUGGAGCACGUUACCUGCCGCCAGGUCCGGGAACCAAUAGGCAAGGCUCGAAUCCCAUUCCUCCUGGACGUAUGUACACACGAAGGCCGUCCAAGGACCCGACUCCAAGGCCGGUUCCAUAUCCCACUAUGCCACCUACGAGAUUUGUGCCUCCAGGUGCUCCUUAUCCUGGAUAUGGAAGCAGGCCCGUGCCUUCAAGCUCUCCAUAUCCUGGACAUGGAAGCAGGCCGGUGCAUCCUAGCUCUUCUUAUCCGGCAUUUCCACCUUAUCCGAUACGCGGGGUUUCCUACCCCCAUGCACCGGACCACCGGCCGCUGAUGCCAAGCGCACCACCAAUGCAACCAGAAAAGGAACCUCCGGGAAGGCUGAAUCCUGGAACGCCAUCAGGUGGAAUUCCGAAACUUCCUCAAUUCAAACCAGUGCUUCCCAGUGCUCCUCCUGCAGAGCCCACGUACCCACACGGCAGACAUCAGGGUUACACUAGUAGUGAGUACCAGGGAAGUAGCCAGCUGGGCCACUCCAGGGAUCACUAUCUGGGACGUGGACAAAACGGUUAUCCUGCAAGCCAGCAUAUCGGUGCAAGACAUGGGCAGCCAGGAGCCACGGGUCAGUACGAUGACUCCAGACACGCUCAACCCGGCUAUCCCCACUGACUACUAGGUUAAAUUAUGCAAAUCACUAUUCAAUGACUUCGAUUCUUAAAAAGGAAUCCUGUUAAGAACCUCCUCCAAACAGCACAGGGAUAGGUUGUCAAAUUGCCUGUAUUUUUUCUUGAAACUACUCGCAACAUGUGUAUGCGUCUCUUCAUUUUGCCCCAUAUGCUUGGCAAUGUUGUGGAAGAUCGCUUGAGAUUUGUUUGCAGUCGCAUGCUUAGAUGCACACAAGCCGCGUUGCUGCCGUCUUUUUCGGAAGUGUGGAUUACCCUAUGAGCAGUUUAAAAAGGCGUCUAGAUACGCUGCAUACGCUGCAUACACGAAUAAGUUCUUAUUUCUUCGUUUUGUUAUACGUUCAAGCAGCGUAUUUUUGUUCAGAAAACCAGUGUGUCGGAACAGAAUGAAAACAGAAACGAAAAGCAAAGGAAAACGUUAUUUUUCACGGCACGAAAACGUAACCAAAGUGUUAUUUAUUAUUUGGCUUCGGAGUAAAACCGAAAUAUUUUCGAU
This is a messenger RNA of Dermacentor andersoni, 2819 nucleotides long. NCBI's taxonomy places the organism in Eukaryota, Metazoa, Arthropoda, Arachnida, Ixodida, Ixodidae. The record is from RefSeq and is a predicted model, not a curated record.